GAAUAAGUUAACUAGAACUGAAAACUGUUUCAGUAGAUUUCAAGAAUGCCACGCACCAAAAUAGGUAAGCGCAAACGCCUGCUGCAGCGAAAGGAAGCAGAGCAGGAGGAGCAGCUGCGCAUGGCCGAAAUGAAGCUGGAAGCGACACUGGAGAAGAUUGAUGAGCUGGGCAAGAACUGCAUCCAACAGGUCAACAAUCGAAUGCAGCUAAUCCUCGCACGCACCCACAAGCACGUGCUGCAGAUGAAGUGGAGCGCGUUUCUCAAGCUCCAGCUGGAUCACUUUGCGGACUAUCAGUGGAUAGCCGGGCGAGGUGGCUCUGUCUACGGCUGGCAGCCCACUUGCAGUACAAACUUUUCCAGAUCGCUGUGCCAAUUACCAAAGUGGGGUUGCUGAAGCUGCAAUCGCAGAAGAUGUCGAAGAUGGAAUGCGAGGUGCUCAAGCAGUUGGAUUCCUCGAUUUUGAAUCAGAUCAGCACAUUCAAGGACCAACAAGUUGUGUGGCGGAAAAUUCAAAGAAUUCAUUUUUUUUUUGUUAUCUUAUUUUAUUAAUUUAUUUAGU
Messenger RNA from Drosophila grimshawi, 561 nucleotides. RefSeq lists its product as uncharacterized. The transcript is spliced from 3 exons. NCBI's taxonomy places the organism in Eukaryota, Metazoa, Arthropoda, Insecta, Diptera, Drosophilidae. The record is from RefSeq and is a predicted model, not a curated record. Bases 46 to 396 code for a protein of 116 amino acids.